This is a messenger RNA of Trypanosoma grayi, 684 nucleotides long. RefSeq lists its product as hypothetical. The transcript has a single exon. The record is from RefSeq and is a predicted model, not a curated record. Bases 1 to 684 code for a protein of 227 amino acids. NCBI's taxonomy places the organism in Eukaryota, Euglenozoa, Kinetoplastea, Trypanosomatida, Trypanosomatidae.
AUGGUCCGCGCUGGAAUCGUUGCGGGUAUUAAGACGGAGGAUGCCGCUCAGUGGGACACAAGUGACAUCAAAGAGCGAACACGGCAGGACGCGUGGAAUACUACACAUUACGCCAGGAAUAUGCUGGAAAAGGCAGAAAGUGCAGCGCAAAAAGCCAUAACUGCACUCGAGAAGGCGAAGGAAGCCGUUAAAGCGGCUCAGCGAACCUUGGAGGCUGUAGAAGCCGCACGAAGAGUUGCCCAAGAAGGUUCGAAACCAACCAACACCAAACUUGUGAAGCCACAGACUAUUCAGGGAAGCACUCAACCACCCUUGCAGGAUAAACAAGAAGCCAACGGGGAGGCUGCCACGGACGCAUUGAAUGAAGGGCCUGAAGAGAGCGUUGAGGUUCCUGUGCCGUCAAAUGGAGGACAUGAGGCAGAACGGCGUCGAGACGAGCCAGACGGUCUGCAGGCGGCGAAGCAAACGACUGUGCUCCCUGCAAGUGAGCCCGCUGACAUCGCCGCAACGUCUAAUGAACACACUGGGGAGAAACCCUCUGCAGUCAAUGAUAAGGAUGAUGCUCCUCUGCUUCCAUCGAGCAGUGUUGUGAGUGCCGUGAUGGGUGGGAGUGGCAGCACAGACGGCAGCGGCACAACAGGGUGGAUGUGUGCGCCGCCGCUGCUGUUGGUGAUUGGGGCGUAG